UGGAAUAUCCAGUAAAUUCAAGAUCAACCCGACUGAAUGCAGGGUCGAGCGUGAAGGAGAGUCAGGAGUGUGUAUGUUCAAUUACGAAUGCUUUAAAAGUAAAGGAACUGUGCUCGGUACAUGUAUUGAUGGAUUCCUGUUCGGAGCCUGCUGUCGUCUUCCAUCAAGUAAAACCAACCUUGUGGACAACUUUGUCGUGAGUAGUUCUAAACCAGAGAUAGAUACAACCACGCAGGAGUCUGUGUACGCUAGUCAAGAGAGUGAUUUAAUUAGUAUUUUUAUAGAAAAACUAAAAAGUCCUGAAUCCACCUCUCUUCCAUCGAUAAUACUCGCAAAUGGUUCAAUUAUACCCUUACAAUCAAUACAACCCCAGAUUACAACCUUAUCCAACUCCCUCUCAACCUGGCAACAUUUAGAUCAACUAAAUAGCAUUCAAGAGGAACAAUCUGUUGAAUCCACUACGAAUCCUCCAGCUACUCUUGAUCCCUUCCAAUGGAUUGAUAAAUGGACAACAACAACAACAACAACUACAACCACCACAACAACAACUACCACAACAACCAUCACCACAACCCAAUCAUGGGAUUAUACAAAAGAUUGCGGAGUUCGACCUUUGCGAGGUCAAGGUCGAAUUGUUGGAGGCGAGAAAUCUAACUUUGGAGAUUGGCCCUGGCAGGUGCUAGUCAAAGAGAGAUCUUUCUUGGGUUUAUUCUUGAAAAAUAAAUGUGGAGGCGUUCUCAUCUCAGAUAGACAUGUACUCACUGCAGCACAUUGUCAACCAGGUUUACUAGCUUCCCUUCUGGUAGAACUAGGAGAAUACGAUAUAUCCGGACCCACCGAAUCCAUGUCAACGAGAGAAAAAGGGGUGAAGCGGGUUGUGAUCCACAAAGACUACAAGGCGCCAACCUUUGAGAAUGAUAUCGCUAUCCUAGAGCUGGAGGAACCAAUAGAGCGGCAGCCCCACGUGGUUCCGAUCUGUAUGCCGCGUAUAGAUGCUGGGGAUUUCCUCGAUAAUAUGGGGAUCGUCACUGGUUGGGGUCGUCUUGAAUACGGUGGCGGAGUACCCAAUAUUCUUCACCAAGUGAGUGUCCCGGUCAUCACAAAUGAUUUAUGCCAAGNCCCAUUUCAUACUUAUGGAAGAGAAUCCUUUCUGUGUGCGGGGUAUGCUGAAGGGAAAAAAGACUCCUGUGAGGGAGACAGUGGCGGACCCUUGAUGUGGCAGGCAGAGGAUGGAAGAUGGAUUCUAAUGGGUACAGUCAGCCAUGGUAUAAAGUGUGCAUACCCAAACCUACCUGGAGUAUAUAUGAGGAUGACCCAUUACCGACCUUGGAUAGAAAAGGUCACUGGUGUGUCUUUCCAGUCGCCGUAACGGUCACGUUUUAGAGGUCACGUGAUUAGUGUUACGUGGUUCAUUGCCCGAAUGACCGGUUCAAAAACAUUAAUACCGGACAUAGUUAAAAGUUUCUAAGUCAGUGUACAUGAUAUUGUACAACGUGAAAUGUACCAAUUAACUCCUGUGCAAUAGACGAGAACGUGAAAAUUACUGUUAUUGUUACAAAACCAGCCAGUGAAUACAAAACCCAGUUUAAUAAAUUUCUUUACAAUCAUUUAGUAGUUUAAAUAAAUUAGUUCAAUGUUUUA
This is a messenger RNA of Eurytemora carolleeae, 1641 nucleotides long. Its product is annotated as serine proteinase stubble. Lineage: Eukaryota; Metazoa; Arthropoda; Copepoda; Calanoida; Temoridae. Gene Ontology annotation, biological process: proteolysis. The coding region runs from base 74 to 1369 and encodes 431 amino acids. The transcript has 14 exons. The record is from RefSeq and is a predicted model, not a curated record. Gene Ontology annotation, molecular function: serine-type endopeptidase activity.